AUGAGUCUAACAUUAGUAUCUUACAAUAUCUCUCCUUUUGUACUCAGAGUCACAUCAGCUUUAAACUAUUUCUAGAUUCCAUAUCAACAGAAGGACGUUGAUGUAAUGAAUAAGCCUGAAUGGUUUAUCAAAGCUAAUCCUCUAGAAAAGAUUCCAACAUUAUUUGUAGGAGACAAAGUCAUAUAAGAAUCCCUAGUUAUUUUAGAAUAUAUUAACUCACUCGUUCCUAACUCCUUACUACCUAAUGACCCACUUGAAAAAGCAAUAAAUCGUUCCAGAGCUGAAUUUUCAAAUGAUGUCAUAGGAGUCAUUUUAGGAUUAACAGCAGCAUCUACAGAAGAAGUAUUUUAUUAACUCUAAUAUAGGCUUUUAAUAAUGGAUUGACAGAAUUGAAAUGGUAUUUUGAUAAACUAGAAAAUUGGUUAAAAUAAACCAAAUUUAUAUACAGUGACGAAUUAACUCUAGCAGAUUUUGCAUAUGUUCCAAUUUAUGCAAUUCUUCAAGCACUAUCACCACAUUUGAAGUUUAAUAUAUUUGAAGGAUUUCCAAAAGUUUAACAAUAUGGAACAACCCUUUUAGGUCUUCCUAGAGUUGGUACAAGUAAACCAGAAGGUUAUGAGUAAAUUUUAUUAGAAAGAAUAAAAACAAGAAAACCUUAUUUUUUAUCUGUGUGA
Paramecium pentaurelia is the source of this 674-nucleotide messenger RNA. Lineage: Eukaryota; Ciliophora; Oligohymenophorea; Peniculida; Parameciidae. The record is from the annotation of a GenBank genome assembly.